AUGUCCACCCCCAGAGCCACAGAUCGGUCUAUAUCAACAGUCGCGACAAGAAAAGACUCAUCGUCGGCAGAGACAUGUGCUGGUAAUGAGAGAAACGAGAAAGGUGGGACGUGGACCGCCCCUGAUGAGGCACCCGACGGGGGUCUUAUAGCGUGGUUCAUGGUCCUGGGUGCGUGGUGUGUGUUGUUUUGCAGCUUCGGAUGGAUCAACAGUAUCGGAGAAUUCCAGGCAUACUAUGAACAGAACCUCCUCCGGCCCGAUUGCAGGUCAAAUCUACGACAGACUUGGUCCUCAAUAUCUUCUUUUGAGCGGAUCGCUUCUUCAUGUCUUCGGUUUGAUGAUGACGUCUAUAUCGAAAAGGUACUACCAGAUACUCCUAUCGCAAGGUCGGUCAGUUGCAUCCCCAGCUGGUUCAGCAAGAAGCGCGGUGCGGUAUACGGUAUAGUAUCCUCUGGCUCAAGUAUUGGGGGAGUCAUCUUCCCUAUCAUGAUCAGCAAGCUAAUUAGGAUCCUUGGAUUCCCAUGGACCAUGAGAAUUUGCGCGCUCAUGAUUCUCUUUCUUCUGAUAGUAGCCAACCUGACCGUCCGGUCGCGUCUCCCACCGAACCCUCGGAAAUUAUCCAAGGAGUCCUUGAUGCGACCUUUCCAUGAAUCAAAAACGAUGCUACUAAUAGCCGGCUUUUUCACCCUCACCUUUGGGAUAUUCGUGCCUAUGAAUUAUUUCGUCACUGCAGCAAUGGCAGAUGGCAUGGGCCGUAAUUUGGCCGAGUACUUGGUUGCAAUUCUUAAUGCAGGGAGUCUGUUCGGUCGUCUCGGUGCCGGAGUCUUCGCCGACAAAAUGGGUUCCUACAAUAUCUUCGUGGUUGUCACCUACAUCGCCGGCAUCCUAGUUCUAGCGCUAUGGAUACCCGCCUCGAAUAACGCCGGAACCAUCGUGUUCGCCGUUCUCUUUGGGUUCGCCACGGGUGCGCGCUAUAUUGCAACACUCGGGUGGAUCUUAUACCGGGAUGAAGAUCUUCUCGGGUGUUUUGUUGAUUGUAGGGUCGACUUUGGUUUUGGGUGUUCGUCUUCGUCAGACGGGCUUGAAGCCGAAUGCUAUUUUCUAGAGAGGGGCGCAUCCUUUUCUAUAUAUACUUCUCUCUUUACAACAUCUUUGGAGAUUGCUAAAUUCCCCCGUUUCUUCAUUGAAUCUCACUAG
Molecule: messenger RNA, 1197 nt
Organism: Aspergillus oryzae RIB40
Lineage: Eukaryota; Fungi; Ascomycota; Eurotiomycetes; Eurotiales; Aspergillaceae
Exons: 7
Coding region: 1-1197 (398 amino acids)
Biological process (GO): transmembrane transport
Cellular component (GO): fungal-type vacuole membrane
Molecular function (GO): transmembrane transporter activity
Source: RefSeq, a predicted model, not a curated record